Messenger RNA from Centruroides sculpturatus (bark scorpion), 909 nucleotides. RefSeq lists its product as uncharacterized. Gene Ontology annotation, molecular function: nucleic acid binding; RNA-DNA hybrid ribonuclease activity. Lineage: Eukaryota; Metazoa; Arthropoda; Arachnida; Scorpiones; Buthidae. The record is from RefSeq and is a predicted model, not a curated record. Gene Ontology annotation, biological process: DNA replication, removal of RNA primer. The transcript has a single exon. Bases 1 to 909 code for a protein of 302 amino acids.
AUGUGUAGACAAGGGCUACCAAUUACUAUAAAUGGAAUACCAUACGAUGGUAUGCUAUACGAACGAAAACCAAGUGCUAAAGCACUACCAAAACCAUAUGAAAGGGGAGCAAUUGGAAUUGCCGAAGAGGCCGAAAUAGCCGAUAUCAAUGUUUUUACUGAUGGUUCAAGAAUAGAAGAUCGAGUAGGAGCAUCCUACACUGUGUUUACACACGGAACAGAAAUCCAUCAAGGACAAUAUAGACUAGCAGAUCACUGCUCAGUUUUUCAAGCGGAGCUUUUUGCCAUAUUAAUGGCAGUAAAAUGGUGCAUAUCUUCCAGCCUAACUAGCAGUAUUAUAAUACACACUGACAGCAGAGCAGCCAUCCAAGCGAUGCAACAGUAUAUUGACACCAGCCAGCUGUCUAUGGAAAUAAAGACACUUAUAAGGGAAAACAAGAGUAACAUUAAAGUGAGAUGGGUUAAGGCCCAUGUAGGAAUUAUGGGCAAUGAGAGGGCGGAUGCCCUGGCGAAGGGUGCCAUUGAAUUCACAGAGAUUGCGUAUGGGAAAAUCCCAUUGUCUUUCAUCAAAAAGCAACUAAGGCAGCAGACCAUAGAAGAAUGGCAGGAGAGAUGGACGUAUAGUGAGAAAGGUCGUUACACAUACUGGCUGCUACCCAGUAUUGAGGAGAGAAUAAAAGAUCUUAAAUGGCUGCCAGUGGAUUUUCUGAGGACUCAACUCUACUCCAAUCACUGCAACACUAAAGAGUACUUGAAUAGAAUAGGGAAAGAUCAGGAAAGUAUUUGUGAUUGUGAAGAUGACAUAGAGAGCCUUGAACAUCUACUGACAACAUGCAUUAAGUAUGAAAAUGAAAGGAUGCAAUUACACCNCAUGGUGGCCCCUGAUUCUAAGCACUCUAAGGAAAUCUGA